AUGGAUAGACUUGGUGUGAAGACCCCCUUAUGGAAGAAGGAACAGGACACCCGGGCCAGGAAGGCGGAGCGCGAGGAAGACCUGGAGGGUUCGGGGGAGGAAGAGGAGGAGGAGGACGAAGCGGGGGCGCGCGGGUCGGGGACGCGCGGGUCCGGGGCGCGCGAGGCGGGGGCGCGCGAGGCCCGCGAGCGCAGCUCGGUGUCCUACUGCCCGCUGCGCCAGGAGCCCAGCACCCAGCAGGCGGCGCUGCAGCGGCGCACGGACCUCGGCUUCUGGAGCUGGCUCAGCCCCUUGGCGCUGCUCGCUAGCCUGGCGGCCCCCGCCGACAGGAAGCGGAGCCCCCCGGAGGAGCCAUGCGUGCUGGAGACGCGGCGGGGGCGGCCGCGCCACGGGGGCUGCGCGCGCUGCGAGAUCCUGUUUUGCAAGAAAUGCCAGUGUCUGCACUGCCAUCCGGCCUAUAUAGCUCACUGUGUCCUGGAGCACCGCGAUCUGGGUAAGGUGGAGACCCCCCCCCCCAGCUAGGGGAGGUCUCAGUACCCCCACUUCGACCUUU
Messenger RNA from Dipodomys ordii (Ord's kangaroo rat), 553 nucleotides. It is a transcript of the gene Pgbdf, whose product is annotated as chromosome unknown open reading frame, human C17orf50. NCBI's taxonomy places the organism in Eukaryota, Metazoa, Chordata, Mammalia, Rodentia, Heteromyidae. The transcript is spliced from 4 exons. The record is from RefSeq and is a predicted model, not a curated record. The coding region runs from base 1 to 522 and encodes 173 amino acids.